GAAAUCGGAACCUUCGCUUCAGUCAUCUGCCAAGCGAAUAAGUCCAAAAAUAUAUUAACAUUCCAAGAUGGGAGCUUUUAAUAUAAAGAUCUGUGUCCUGGCAGCCUGUCUUCUGAUAGCGGCGCAGGCCAGUGGCUACACGAUGGAUGACUUGUGCAAGCAAUGGUCGGGAACUGGAUAUAUUGGCAAUCCGAGCAAUUGCCGUGGCUGGGGAUACUGCAAAAACCAAGAGGUUGUUGCCUGGGACACCUGUCCUAACGGCGAAGUCUUUAAUGCACAGACUGGCAGUUGUGCAAACGCUUCGACUACGAUUUGUACCACCAGUUCAGAGAAAACUUGCUCAUCCGUCGUCUCGCCCAUGUAUGUGGCCGACACGCAGAACUGCUCUCAAUACUGCUAUUGUGAUGGCAAGGGUGGUCUCGCCUACGGUAAUUGCGGCACUGGAGGCGUCUUUUCGCAAAGCAGCGGAAAGUGUGUGUGGGGACCAGCAUGCCCGCAGGACACCAUUUGUCAGUUUAUGUUGUCAAACAUCUUUGUUGGCGAUCCGAAUAACUGUGGAUCCUAUUUGAAAUGCGUCAAUGGCUAUGGAACCUCUACAAAAUGUGAAAGUCCCUUGUACUAUAACGCAGCCACAGGAAAUUGCCAGAAGACGAAUCCCUGCGAUGGCACUAGUGACAAUAGCAAUACCAAUACCGGAGAUUUUACAAUUGGACAAGCAGCUGAAGGCGUAUGUAGUUCAACUACUAAAAAAGCACCAGUAAAGAGAGCAGCUGCAGCUGCUGAUGCUGAUGCUGAAUACGUUUCUGAUAAAACCACAUGCUAUGGCUACUAUUAUUGUGCUAGCGAUACUGCCACAACUGGUUACUGGAACAAAUGCCCCACCGGUACCCAUUUCGACCCCACGCUGAGCAAGUGUGUUUCACCGGCAUCCUAUGCCUGUCCCUACAACCGUUGUGGCAACGUUGACACCACAUUCAUGGCUGUGGUGAAUACCGAUUGCGCGAGCUACACGAUCUGCUCCAGCGGAACGGAAGGAGAUUGUCCCACCGGCACCGCCUAUGAUGAGGUGCAUGAUCUCUGCACCACCACAAAGCUUACCUAUCCCGUUUGCACAGAAACGGUUACCCUUACCACUUAAGCUUUCCUUUCCAUUCAUGUCUAACGCCGAGAUACCUUAUGAAAGAUAUAUGAAAUAACACACAUCCUAUAAAACUCAACUCUGUUCUGUGGGCUGUGGGAAAAGCAAUAAAAAAAAUCGUCGACUUCGACCAA
This is a messenger RNA of Drosophila eugracilis, 1272 nucleotides long. RefSeq names its product peritrophin-44. The record is from RefSeq and is a predicted model, not a curated record. The transcript has 3 exons. Gene Ontology annotation, molecular function: chitin binding. Gene Ontology annotation, cellular component: extracellular region. NCBI's taxonomy places the organism in Eukaryota, Metazoa, Arthropoda, Insecta, Diptera, Drosophilidae. The coding region runs from base 68 to 1138 and encodes 356 amino acids.